AUGGGCAAAGACUACCGCAACUAUAGCAAGACUUCGCGCUCGCCGAAGAGACCCUUCGAGAAGGAGCGCCUUGACCAGGAGCUGAAGCUUAUUGGUGAAUAUGGCUUAAAAAACAAGCGGGAAGUCUGGAGAGUUCAAUACGCUUUGGCCAAGAUUCGCGCUGCAGCUCGCCAUCUUCUCACGCUCGAGCCAAAUGAUCCCAAGCGUGUUUUCCAAGGCGCCGCACUUUUACGUCGUAUGAUCCGAUUGGGACUUCUCGAGGAGAAGGAACAGAAGUUGGAUUACGUUUUGGGACUCACUCUCUCCAAGUUCAUGGAACGUCGUCUUCAAACGAAGGUCUUCAAGCUCGGCCAUGCUCGAUCGAUUCAUCACGCCCGUUGCUUGAUUCUCCAGCGCCAUAUUCGCGUCGGAAAGCAAAUUGUUAACGUUCCGUCGUUUAUGGUCCGAGUGAAUUCCGAGAAGCACAUCGACUUCGCCUCGACGUCGCCAUUCGGCGGUGGACGUUUUGGACGCGUCAAGCGCAGAAAGAUGAGAGCAGGAGAGAAGGAGGAAGAGGAGGAUUAG
Messenger RNA from Condylostylus longicornis, 564 nucleotides. RefSeq lists its product as uncharacterized. Bases 1 to 564 code for a protein of 187 amino acids. The record is from RefSeq and is a predicted model, not a curated record. Lineage: Eukaryota; Metazoa; Arthropoda; Insecta; Diptera; Dolichopodidae. Gene Ontology annotation, biological process: positive regulation of translational fidelity; translation. The transcript has 3 exons. Gene Ontology annotation, molecular function: rRNA binding; structural constituent of ribosome. Gene Ontology annotation, cellular component: cytosolic small ribosomal subunit.